AUGAUAAAAGUAUUCAUCUUAUUAUAAUUAUUAGGUUAUAAAUUAUAUUUGGGAUAUAAAUAUCUUGAAGCCAUAGAAGUACUAGAUCAAUCUAUAUAAAAAGAUCCAAAUAAUCAUCAAUCAUUAUGGUGUAAAGGUUAAGUAAUAAAUAAUCAAUAGGUGAAUGCUUAAGAUUAUUAAAUAAAUAUGAGGAUGCAAUCACUUGGUAUGACAAAGCAUUAAUUAUUGAUACGAAGCAUGUUUUUUCUUUAUGUGGAAAAGGUAGAUUGCAUCAUAAUUUAAUUAAUAGGUGAUAGCUUAAGAUUAUUAAAUAAAUAUGAGGAUGCAAUCACUUGGUAUGACAAAGCAUUAAUUAUUGAUACGAAGCAUGUUUUAUCUUUAUUUGGAAAAGGUAGAUUGCAUCAUAAUUUAAUUAAUAGGUGAUAGCUUAAGAGGAUUAACCAAAUAUGAGGAUGCAAUCACUUGGUAUGACAAAGCAUUAAUUAUUGAUACGAAGCAUGUUUUUUCUUUAUGUAGAAAAGGUAGAUUGAAUCAUAAUUUAAUUAAUAGGUGAUAGCUUAAGAGGAUUAACCAAAUAUGAGGAUGCAAUCACUUGGUAUGACAAAGCAUUAAUUAUUGAUACGAAGCAUGUUUUUUCUUUAUGUGGAAAAGGUAGAUUGCAUCAUAAUUUAAUUAAUAGGUGAUAGCUUAAGA
Paramecium pentaurelia is the source of this 693-nucleotide messenger RNA. NCBI's taxonomy places the organism in Eukaryota, Ciliophora, Oligohymenophorea, Peniculida, Parameciidae. The record is from the annotation of a GenBank genome assembly.